AUGAAUGCCCUACACAUAGAUAACAACAGCUUGAUAAACAGUCGGAACACGAGAAACUAUUCUUCGUCAACACCACCCAAUCCCAAUGCACCACUUGUAGGAAUAACAUUCAUUGAUAAGGAUGGAACAAAGAUAAAUGUAAAGGUACCUGAGGGUACCAAUCUGCUCGAGGCUGCACAUUCCAAUGACAUUGAUCUGGAAGGUGCCUGUGAAGCAUCGAUUGCUUGCUCCACCUGCCACGUCUACAUCGACAACAAGUACUUUGAUCAGCUGCCCAUGUCCUCCGACGAGGAGAACGAUAUGUUGGAUCUGGCCUUUGCCUUGCAGACAAACUCUAGACUAGGAUGUCAGGUGAUCGUUACAAAGGAGUUGGAGGGUAUGGAGGUACAGCUGCCGGCUGCUACCAGGAAUAUGUCGGUCGAUGGAUACAAGCCUCCAAGACAUUAA
Molecule: messenger RNA, 447 nt
Organism: Acytostelium subglobosum LB1
Lineage: Eukaryota; Evosea; Eumycetozoa; Acytosteliales; Acytosteliaceae
Exons: 4
Coding region: 1-447 (148 amino acids)
Biological process (GO): positive regulation of oxidoreductase activity; P450-containing electron transport chain
Cellular component (GO): mitochondrion
Molecular function (GO): 2 iron, 2 sulfur cluster binding
Source: RefSeq, a predicted model, not a curated record